AUGGCUUGCAUCGUAGUGGACGCCGAGCCGAUUUUCGGUGCAAUCUACCGCCCGUUUUUCAAUGAAACAAUAUUCGGCCUACAAGGAUUCGGAGUGGUGACGUCGGAUGGGAAGAAGAUUUCACCUGUGGACGAGGGAAAAACUGAUAAGAAAGUGGUUGUAUCGAGAAGUCAUGCGGGAAAAGUGAAAGAAAUUGUUGAGAAGGUUUACGGAGAUAAAAUGACAAUUGAAGCGGCUGGAGGCAGUGGAUAUAAGACGUUGAGGCUGGUUAAUGGCACUGCUGGUAAGGGAAACAAAUAUAUUUUCUAA
Messenger RNA from Caenorhabditis briggsae, 309 nucleotides. Gene Ontology annotation, cellular component: endomembrane system. The transcript has a single exon. NCBI's taxonomy places the organism in Eukaryota, Metazoa, Nematoda, Chromadorea, Rhabditida, Rhabditidae. The coding region runs from base 1 to 309 and encodes 102 amino acids. Gene Ontology annotation, molecular function: 3'-nucleotidase activity. The record is from RefSeq and is a predicted model, not a curated record.